AUGUGGCAGCAGGACCUCCAAUGGUUCGUAUCGCUCGAGCAGCACAGCGGACCAAGAUGGCGGCAGAAAGAAUGCUACAGGCAGGGGGCUAUUGUGGAAGAGGAGCUCGGAAAGCAUGUAGCCUUUGGAGCUAGAGUGACAGCCGAUGUAGUUGGUGACGCAAAGAAUGUGGUGUUGGAACCCCCAGCAUGGCUUGGGCCAGCUACGUCUGCUGCUCUCGCUACUUCUCUAGAGGCAGCUCUUGCCCCAGCAAACGAUCAAUUGGACAAUAUCGAAAGUCGGUUGGGCAAUAUUGAAGCUAGACAGAACAAUGCCGUUGCCAAUGAGUACGCUGAUACUUUGAAGCCACUUUUGAAUGCUGAUGGAGGUAUCUAUUCGAUUUUCGAUUCAAUACCAUCAUACUUCCCUAUUACUUCAAGGUGUGGAAACUUGUUGAAAUCAAGACACAUGCUUCCUUUACAGAACUCCGUGGAUUGA
Messenger RNA from Cylindrotheca closterium, 477 nucleotides. NCBI's taxonomy places the organism in Eukaryota, Bacillariophyta, Bacillariophyceae, Bacillariales, Bacillariaceae. The record is from the annotation of a GenBank genome assembly.